GCUAGUAGAGAUGCAACAAAUGUCAUAUGAUCAAAUAAUAAACAAAUAUGAAAUUAGUAAAAUAUUUAUGAUAUUCAUUCUAAUGUAUUAUUUUAAAGAAGUAUUAACUUAAUUCUGAGAGUAUUAUUACUAUAACUGAAAAUUUUAAGAACGAAUAGACUGUGCAGUAUUGUACAAAUUGAGAAUGUCAGUAAACAGAGAAUCAAUAUAUGAGAGAACAAGCCAGCUGCCCGCAGACUACUAUGGAGGGUUGAGAGAGGAACUGGGUGCUCUACCAAACAACAUCACAAUAAAAUUGUUCCAUGCCAGUCAGCAGUACAGGGAGGCCCAGAGAGAAUUCAUUGUAAAGAAUAUUGAUGAGCAGAGAGCAGCCAUUUACAAAUUCAUGGAUUGGGAAGAGUUACAUGCCCGCAAACGUGUCCUGCGUCAACUCUUCAUCAAGUCCCAUAAGGGCAUAAAGGAAGCUAAAGGGGCACUAUACAGAUUCCAUGAGAAAAUAAAAGAGAAUAACUCUCAUCAACACGCACUGCUUUACGCAAUAGAAGAUGUCAGAAGAGACGCCUUUCUCAGCAAUAAGACGAGAAUCAAAAUGGCAUCGUUUGUCAAUCAGUAUUCUGAAAAGUUUACAUAUUUCUUGGAGAAAGUAGCCCAACUGGACCCAGAAUUUAACAGUGACCAAGACAUCUUGAACCGUUACGAGGCUCUGGAGAAUUGUCGGGCAGAAUGCAGUGAACUGUUGAGAAAAGAACUAGAUGAGGCUACAGAGCUGAAAAGGGAGUUGCAGAGGAUAGUCGAGGAAAAAUCUACCAUUAUGAAGAAACUGGAUAACUCACUAGUGAUGUUACAAGUCCGUCGGAAACAAGCCAAGGAACAUCUGAUGCACUGGGAACACACUUUAGAGCGGAUCAAGGGUAAGAUGGCUGCUGCGAUGGUGGAGUCUCAGACACUACAAGACGGAUGCUAUGAUCUGUAUUUGGACAUGUGUUGCCGAAAGAAAGUGACACCCACUAUCAAGAAAUACGAUAUUGAGAAUCAACUCAAAUUUAUUCAGAAAACUAUUCUGUUCUACAAGGAUGUAAUUCGUAUUGCAACAUCGGUAAAACAAGACCAGUUACUUAUUUUGAAAUCCAAGCAGCAUAAGAAAAAAAUUAAUAUGAUUAAAAGUCUCUUGGACACAAAUCCUGAAGAUAAAAUGUAGUACUCGGAUCCCACAGCAAUGAGAAUAUUGUAAGAAAUGUUUUCUGGUCUAAGAAUGAUUCGAAAUUGGAUAUUAUAUCGUUGUGGACGAGAGUACAAGUAUUCUGGUAGACAUACUUUCCUCAAACAACCUAUGAAUACCUGGUUGGAGAAGUGCUUUAUUAUUAAAGAUUGUGGUAAAGUCAUAUCAUCUGUACAUCUUCACAGUCUCAUAUGGUGAAACUGAUGUUUUGUAAACAAUAAAAUCAAAGAGUGUCAUGUAUAAUAAACAACUUAAAAAAUGAAUUAACAAAACA
Molecule: messenger RNA, 1493 nt
Organism: Homalodisca vitripennis (glassy-winged sharpshooter)
Lineage: Eukaryota; Metazoa; Arthropoda; Insecta; Hemiptera; Cicadellidae
Exons: 2
Coding region: 185-1198 (337 amino acids)
Source: RefSeq, a predicted model, not a curated record